Molecule: messenger RNA, 303 nt
Organism: Porites evermanni
Lineage: Eukaryota; Metazoa; Cnidaria; Anthozoa; Scleractinia; Poritidae
Source: the annotation of a GenBank genome assembly
UUCUUGUUUUCAGCACUUUGCGAGUUUCCACUGUUUGGGGGUGUCAUGGCCGUAUAUGACGACGUCUUGUUCGUUGGUGUCGUUGGCAUUUCCAAGCGCCGUGAAGCACGUGGUCGUUUGUUUGCUUCGCUUUCGUUUUCUUCGUCAACAGAAAUGUUACUGAGAUCUACUAUGUUCAGCAAAUCUCUCAGCUGUGAAAUGAACUCAGAGCUUUCCGAAGAAGAACGGCGAAGCAAAGUGGUUAUCAACCCAAACGAGGAACAGACAAUUUCCGUUGCAUUUGAAGACUUCUUGUUAGAGUAA